Molecule: messenger RNA, 306 nt
Organism: Dibothriocephalus latus
Lineage: Eukaryota; Metazoa; Platyhelminthes; Cestoda; Diphyllobothriidea; Diphyllobothriidae
Source: the annotation of a GenBank genome assembly
UGCUACGGUGAUUCGUUCGCCCAGUCCGAACCGGAACUCACGGCGUCGAAGUCUACGGAAGUGGACGAAGGUUUCGCCACGGCGAUCAGUGGCGGAAUUACAAGGUCAUUUCAGAUGCGUCUACUUAAUGCCUGCUACACGCGUCGACUGUGUUCUCUUUGCGAUCUCAGUCUGGAGUUACUGCUACCUAAGGACCGCUGUAGGACCCUCAUUGCCGCUUCAGAAGUGAAGCUGUUUCAGCGGAACCUCCUCUAUCCAACUUCUUGGUACGUUUUUACUUCAUACUAUCCUAUUGAAUGCUCUUGA